This is a messenger RNA of Colias croceus (clouded yellow), 1525 nucleotides long. Its product is annotated as delta(7)-sterol 5(6)-desaturase erg32-like. Lineage: Eukaryota; Metazoa; Arthropoda; Insecta; Lepidoptera; Pieridae. The record is from RefSeq and is a predicted model, not a curated record. The transcript has 7 exons. The coding region runs from base 42 to 1232 and encodes 396 amino acids. Gene Ontology annotation, molecular function: C-4 methylsterol oxidase activity; iron ion binding. Gene Ontology annotation, biological process: sterol biosynthetic process.
CAGCUAGUUCACUUCCGAAUUUCCAAAUAUUGAUUUAAAGGAUGACGUAUCUUUUAACGCAAAGAUCAAACGGUACCAAUGAAAAACAAAUAGAAGUAAAGGGAGACAAACCAAAACACUGGGACCCCAUCGCAGAGGGAUUGAAAUGGAUCGAAAAGCACGCGGAAAACGCGGAAAAGUUUUUUGAAAGAAUACCCGCAUUUAUUAGCACUUUUAUUGCUACGUUGGCUAUUUUCACCUUUGGCUCUACUUUGAGAGGAGAAUGGGUAGUAAUCUUAGUGACAGCGCUAAAGCAGAUCUCAGGACACACACAGAGCGAUAAGAAUGUGACCACAGAAGAGAUCUACAACUUGUUCACAUCAGAGAACUUGAAGAUGGAGAACUUCGCGUUCAUUUUCAUAGCGGCGCAUUUGGUGUCGUACGGGACUUAUUUCUUGCUGGGUGGAUUUCUGCAUUGGUACUUCUACGUGCAGCGACGUCACAUCGCCCACGAGUGGAAGCUGCAGCCCACCAAGUGGCUCUCGCCCGAACUCGAGCGACACGAGAUCAUGGUCGGAGUCAUCUCGCUCUUCGUUACUGGCAGCUUCUCGGCCUUUUUAGCCGCUUAUAUUGUGAAUGGCAAUCCAUCUACAGUUUACUUUCAAUUUGAUGAGUAUGGCUGGUGGUGGUUCUUCUUGCAAUUCCCUGUGAUAUUUAUUUAUCAGGACUUCACGACGUACAUCCUGCACCGACUAUACCACACGCCGUGGCUGUACGCGCGGUUCCACAAGCUGCACCACAAGUACAAGCAGCCCACCGCCUUCUCCGUCACCGCCAUACAUCCCGUGGAGAUCAUGCACGUGCAGCUCACCGACUGUCUGCCGCUCUUCCUGUUCCCUGUGCAUUGGUUGCCCUUCUACAUAGUAGUCCUGUACACGUACUACCACGGCAUCAUCGACCACUCGGGCAUCGACUUCCGCGCGCGCUGGUGGCAGCCGUGGCAGCCGCCCGCGCACUUCCACGAUCAGCACCACGAGUUCUUCCACUGCAACUUCGGCUUUAACAUGAUGGUGUGGGACCGGUGGUUUGGAACAAUGCGGAAGAUGAACCGCGUGUACACAGAAAAGACAUUCCACGGUGAAGCGCCUCCCAUUGACUCGCCCGAAGCGAACAAAAUCAUACAAAAUGACCCAGAAAUGAGAGAAACUGUGGAAAAAAUCAAAUCCAACCUCAACGAAGCUAAAUAUAAAUAAUGAUAACGCCUAUUUUACUUACAUUUUAUAUUAAGGAUAAUAAACGCCUUUAAUCGGCACGAGUUACUUUCAAUUACUACACUUUUAUUAAAUUUUAAUUAUUUUAAUUGAAAUUUUAUGUUCUAUAUCCAGCCAUUUAUUUACCCAAUUAUAUUAACAAUUUCCAUCUAUAUAUUUUUCGUUCAAAACGUCUAUUUUAAUAAAUUCUUAUUCUUUACAUUGUAAUCACCAAUUUGAAUCCACUCAACUAUUUUAUUAUAAUUGUAAGUUUAUUGUUAAUUGUAAUUUAAGCG